Amborella trichopoda is the source of this 768-nucleotide messenger RNA. The record is from RefSeq and is a predicted model, not a curated record. Lineage: Eukaryota; Viridiplantae; Streptophyta; Magnoliopsida; Amborellales; Amborellaceae.
UUGGCCAUUGCAUGCAGCUGGUUAUUAUUUGAACCCAAUUUUUUUAUAUAUUGGCAAGGAUAUACAAACAAAUGACACAGUUAUGAAUGGAUUUAAUGAGUGUGUAGAUGUACUAGUCUCUGAUCCUGAUAUACAGGAUAUUAUAUGCGCCGAUGAGCUAAUAAAUUACAAUUGCUCAUUAAAGUCUUUUGGGAGUCCAAUGACGAUGAGGCAAAGGACCAAAAUUAAUCCAGCCCAUUGGUGGAGCCAACAUGGGUGUAGUUCUCCAAAUUUACAAAAGUUGGCAAUGCAAAUCUUAAACCUAGCCACUUCUUCAUCCGGUUGUGAGUGCAAUUGGAGUACUUUUGAAGGGAUUCAUACUAAGAAAAUGAACAGGAGUGCAUCAAAGAGGUUCAAUGACCUAGCCUAUGUCAAGUACAAUCGAUUAUUAAAGGAUAGGUUUGCUAAGAGAGAUAAGAGAGACCCCAUCAGAUCAAAAAAUAUGGACCAUAUUAUGAAGUGGUUAGUUGAUGAUGAUGAGGUCGAGGGGCAUGAAGGAUUGACAUGAAACAUGAUCAUGGAUGCUUUAGGGACAUCAGCUGACCCUCCUAGGGCCACUAGAUCUUCUGCAUAGAGAGCAAAGGUGGAGGAAGAGGAGGAAGAAGAGGUUGAUUCAGAAGAAACGGAAGAGGACGAGGACGACCAAUAUGUCGAGGAGGGUGACGAUUUCGAUGAAUAUGACGCCAAUGCAGCUGACCCAAGAUUUUUUGAUGAUGAAUGAAUGAUGAA